GUGCCCACGCACUGCUGCUCAUUUUCUCGGCGGCUUGCGUACGGCAGUCACUAAGACUAAAUGAGAUGCCGGUGUACUGCGAUGAAUGUGUUGCAGUACCGCCAUUUGGCUGCGUGAGGAAUGUUAUCGGGGAUAAUUCUUUGGGAUGGGGGAAGGUGGCAAUCGUGGCAACCGGGACGGUUCAACUGGUACAAGCUUAAGAGUGCUGUAGUUUCGACGUUGGACAGCGAGGGUUGCCGCAGCCGUUGUGCGGGUGCUUGGCAUUACUACCCGUUUCGAAGGAAGUCACAUUCAAGCAAGCUAGUGCGCAAUGCAUUUGCGCAUGCGUUGUUUAUGUUGCCGAGCAUGCGAUGGAGUAAAGCUGGCAAGGCGUGAACGGUUGCAAAGCUGCAAGUGUGCAUUCAAGCAUGCAUGGAUGGCAAGUAAUGCCAUCUGGGACAUGUCACAUGAGGAUGAGCCGACGCAUGUGCAGCAUGGGAGUCCGCACCUCGUCCCUGUAGAUGUUGUGCGUUUAGGGGUUGAUCAAGUAUCAGCCACAGAGGCUGGUGUAUCAACAGCUACUAGCAGUGCGAAGUCGCAGUGUGCACAUGCGUGACAACAAAAGAAGCAGUCUCGUUACUGGUGCAGUAGGUUUUGGCUGGGUUGCAUCAGUGUGCAUGUGCCUGUGGGCCUAAUCCGCGGAUAAGAUAUGUCCGCGGCUCAGCAUGUGUCACUACUGCACACCGCGUGGGGUGCACGGUCCACUCAGCGCGAAGCCGCAUUGGGUGCGCGCACACAUCCGGUUGGCGGGCUGCAGGAGCACGCGGUCCGCAGAGCCUACGGCACCUGGAGCUGUAGCAAAUAAAGCUUCUGUGCGCCGCGGACGGUGUCCGGGCAGGGCAUUCGUAUACAUUGCAAGCGUGUUGCUGCAUUAGGCGGGUUUGUGUUUGUGAGGCGGGCAGGUUUGUGCUUGUGGAGAUCCGCAUGCGGUCCGUACGUAUAUCCCCAAGGCUCGAAUAAAUUUGAGAAUUACGCGCAUCUGCAUGGCAUAGCACGGACUGCUCAAGCAGUGCUACAACGCCGGGUGGUAUGCCAGGCAAAGCACAAAGGCCAGGCGCGUAUGUGUAUACAUGCUGGUGGUCACGGACACGGAUUGCCUGCUGGCUGUGUGUGGCGGGUUCCCGUGAUUCCUGUGCAUGGAAGGCAUCCACAUCGGACCUGUCUAAUUGGAGUGCAGGCGUUGCACAUGAGCGUCCAUCUGCGAUGCACGCAGGUGCAGAUGGGCUCGUGCGGCCUGCAUUCCCGUUGGCGUGGUAUUCAAACGUGGGGUUUAUUAGUCCACACAGCUCGGUAGGGUUGGGGCCGUGGUUAUAUUUAUACAAAUGCAUGUUAGGUUAAAACACAAUCCGCAUGCGGGGCUGUCGCGCUAUCGCGGCAGACCCCGGCUGUGUGCUGGUGAAGGGUGGCCAUGAAGUGCAAGUGCACAAGAACUCUGGUGCCGCCGCAAGGCGAUGGGAACCCAUGGUGAUAAAGAAUCCGCCUUGUUGCCGCCUACGGCGCGGUGCGGAUCCCGUGCGGAAUGUCGUAUGAUAGUGGCGCAUGGUUGAAAGGUGGCUUCGCAUGAGAGCGUUUCAUGAUUUGCAGGUUGAUUGAGGUCUGGACUAGGAUGAGGAACAGGACGACGCACGGGGCAUGGGACUGAAACCGACUGACUUGGGUUUCCGGUUACGUGAACAAAAGUAGAAAACGGUGGCGUCUGGCAGCCCAACGACGACGCAUGGGCGUGCGUGGGGUUGCAGUUGGUGACGGAGUCGCGCAUAGCCCUGUUGCGUUUUGGGGUCGUCUAAGGAAGGGCCCGCUGAGCUAUUUGAGCCGUGUACUGUUGAUUGUGUAGAGCGGACAGCUUUAUUUGAAUAUAUAUUCUUUGCCGGGCAGCGCUUGAGGCCGGCGAAUGAGGCUGAUAUGGAGGGAUAGCGGCAGGGAGAAAUACAGCCGAUGGCAGGCAGAUAGCGCCGUGUACGAUGCAUUGAGCUGAUGAAUUAUCCGCCGUCAACAUGUAGUUGUAGUGGCUGCGUGUGCGAAGUGUUUAUGCAGCGUUGAUUGUUUAGAUGCGAGAGAGUAUGUCUGCGUUUACGCUGCCAAACGAUGACAUAGGUGCCAUGCAGGUGCAUGAGUGUGGACGCACGCUGCUGAAUGUGUCUGUUGAAGGUGUUUUGAGUGUUCCAACCGUGCGCGUUGCACUACUUGCGUCCCUGAGGGUGGGUAACGGAGCUCUUUCAGCUGUGCAUGCAGUAUUGUUGCCGCGGUCUAAAGGCACAAACAGUAGCGUGAUUGGAUAAGUGGUUGACAUGAUUCUGAACUUUGAUUGCUUGAGUGGGUGUGGAUGCGGAGUGGGUGCUUUUGGGUAGUGGCUAGCGUGCAUGAAAUGAACCAUUCCACCCAGUUGCUUUCUUGUGGCCGCACUUACGGUGCGCAUGGAUAGCGCCAUGCUGGCAGUCGUUCAUGGCGCCAUGCGCAGGCGUGCCUAUCUGCCAGGUACAGUUGCGGGAGUGCAUUCAUCGCCGCAUGAUUAGGGGUUACGCGAUGGCUUGUCGCUUGGAGCGGCCAGCCUAUGUUAGAGCGGUUAGUAUUGAUGUGACUUAUCUUGCUGCUGGCAUACUUACGCAUCGGACAUGUUGCUUGAAUCAGCUACGUACCGUAUUCUACCGUAUUCUUUGCAGGGAGUGUGUUGCGGGGUGUUUGGCUGUUGCGUUGAGCUGUCCUGCUGCGGCCGCGGCUGCCAAGCUGGCCGAUCGUGAAUUGCAGCCUCGCUCAUGUAUUGCGGGUGCGUACGGCGUUAUCCGACGCCUGGGCACUUCAAGCGUGCAACUGCGCAAACCAUGGAGUUCUGCCAGGGAGCGACGCGCACAUGAGCGCAUAGUCCGGCCUUCUUGCUAUAUCGCCUUGAAGCUGGACGUUGCGUUGGUUGCAUGUGCCUUGUUGCGGUGCUGCGAAGCCCGCCGCCGGAGUCUGGGGGCUACUCGGCUGAUUUGCAGUGAGGAUGAAGCAGGCGGCAGCCAUCAAAGGGACGCAUACGGCACCAGAGGUGUUGUACUGAGGCGUAUACCCGCUUUUAAGUGUGUACGGUGCCUGUGGGGCGCUGGGGCCCCGCUGCCCGGCUUGUUCGUGGGAGUCCUUCAUGCUGGACUGCUUUUCUGAGGGGGAUAGUGGUUUUUAACACGCGCGUGUGUGGGUGGAGGGGGCGGUGGGCCGGUGGGAAUGGGGGCUGAGACGCUCCUGAGGACUGCCAAUGGGUGUGUAAAUCUACGCUACA
Molecule: messenger RNA, 3292 nt
Organism: Chlamydomonas reinhardtii
Lineage: Eukaryota; Viridiplantae; Chlorophyta; Chlorophyceae; Chlamydomonadales; Chlamydomonadaceae
Exons: 1
Coding region: 121-375 (84 amino acids)
Source: RefSeq, a predicted model, not a curated record